CACCUCUUCUCUCUCUCUCUCUCUCUCGGGGCGGUUCCUUCUUAUCGAGGGUCAGUUUCUUUCUCUUCCCAUUUCAGUGUUGCUCAAGCCGUGAAAGGGGUAGGAUAUCGCCUCUCCCGCCUCUCCUCAUUUAUGAAUUGACGGUGAUCUUGCAUUCAGCGGGAGUCACGGCAGAGGUCCCACCAAGAUGAGGUGCGCCGCGGACAAGGUAACCCGCGUCUGUGUCACCUUGCUGCUGCUUGUGUUCAUGGUGUACCUGGGCAGCCACGGGACACAGGAGCCGCACACGCUCGUCUUGCCGUUCACCAUGCCCAUACAGAACGUCAGUACUGGCAGCCCCGCCCCGUCAGCCACGUCAGCCAAGCCCCCGCGCAGCAUGAGGCCCUUCAAGGUGGUCAAGAACAAAGUGAUUUAUCUGGAUCCCUCCGCCGCUAAUGACCCCUCAAAAGUUACGACUCCUCAGCUCUCAAAAGCCUUCGAUCUGAAUGAAAUUGAUUACUCCAAAUAUAACGCUGAGGAGCGUCAGUACCUGGAGAGCCGCGUGCCCGUCAUGCUGGAGAGGGCGCGGCAGGCGGGGCAGGCGUGCAAGGAGGCGCCCCCCUCCGGCACCCACUUCCCACACCUCGUGUUUGACCAGGUGCACGAUGUGGUCUUCUGCCCCAACUUCAAGGUUGCGUCUACCACGUGGAUGAUCAACUUCCUCAAGCUGGCCCACUUCAACGACGACAACCCCGCCAUCCCCGCCGACCUGCCGCCCGAGAGGAGGAACCAACUCAAGUACUCGGUAAAGUACGGCGCCAAGCAGUACGAGGUGUUCAACAUGUACCCGACGCCCUCGACCAUGGAGGAGAAGAUGAAGGUGGUGCGGGAGAGUGCCAGGGUCAUCAUCGUCAGGCACCCCUUCACCAGAAUCUUGUCAGCUUACCGGGACAAGAUGAUGAAGCUGCUACCCAAGCCGCCCAAGUUCAAAUUCAGGGAGCUGCAGAAAAGCAUCAUCAAGAAAUACAGACCCGCAGACUCCACCGACAAGUCCCCCUUCCCAAGCUUUUCCGAGUUCGUUCAGCACGUCAUUGAUUUCACGGCGUCCUUCACUAGGGGCCUGGACUGGCGCAUGAAUGUGAAGUGCUGGGUUCCGUUCUGGGCGCAGUGUGACGUGUGCUCGAUAGGCUACAACGUCAUCAUGAAGCUGGAGACGAUGCCGGAGGACGAGCGCUUCCUCAUCACACUCACAGGCAUGGAGGAGCUCAAGAAGAGUGAAGGGGAGUGGCGCCACCUCAGAAACGUGUCUUCCUCUACGGCGGCGGCAGACUUCUACCGGCAGCUCACGACCCGUCAGAUGCUGGACCUCCACCAGCGGUACAAGCUUGACUUCGACCUCUACGGCUACACCCUCGACGACUACCUCCCGCUGGCCACGGACGCCCCAUCACGCACACACCCUUAACUCGCCCGUCUAAUAUAUAUAUAUAUAUA
This is a messenger RNA of Eriocheir sinensis (Chinese mitten crab), 1473 nucleotides long. Its product is annotated as carbohydrate sulfotransferase 11-like. Bases 188 to 1444 code for a protein of 418 amino acids. The record is from RefSeq and is a predicted model, not a curated record. Gene Ontology annotation, biological process: carbohydrate biosynthetic process. Gene Ontology annotation, cellular component: membrane. The transcript has 8 exons. Gene Ontology annotation, molecular function: sulfotransferase activity. Lineage: Eukaryota; Metazoa; Arthropoda; Malacostraca; Decapoda; Varunidae.